AUGAAUUCCUCGACAAACACUUCGGCAAUUACUAACUAUUUUGAUUACUAUAUCGUUUGUUCAUUAUCAGCUACUUUUGGUCUGAUAUCUAUCAGCGUAUCUACGCUGAUUAUAGUUAUUGUCCAACGUACUAAACCUCGUUUACACACCAUACGACAUUUACUUAUGUGUAAUACAUGUAUUUCAUCAACGAUUUAUUGUAUUGUACAAUUUAUUAAUUAUAUCUUUUUAAUAUUUUUACCAUGGAUAAUAAGUGAUGUGGCAUGUCGGUGGCGUGGCUAUUUUGCUUAUGCAUCUGUAACCGCGGCAACCUACUCAUAUCUAGUUCAAGCGGUUUCACGCCUUUUCUUCUCAGUCUAUUCCGGAAGAUAUCCAUGGUUAACAACAUUCAAUGUACAUUAUCUCCUUAUACUGGCUCAUUGGUUGAUUAUCUUCAUCAUACCUUUACCUGCAUUGAUCACAACUGAUAUUUACUUUCGUCCUGGUCUGUUGUGUUGGGUGCCGUUCAAACACACACUACAUAUGGCUUACACAGUCAUUGCGUGUUAUGUUACACCCAUCAUUUCAAUUUUCAUUAUUUAUGUUGUAAUAUAUCGGAGAAUUCGUAAAGCAAAGAAAGCUGCAACAAUGAUACUCAAUGGUACACAUGACAAACGUGAUCUUGAAGUUCUUCGAAACAUUGUUAUUCUUCUAUGUGUUUACAUUGCUGGCGGAAUUCCAACAAUACUGUUUAUGAUCACGGAAAUAGAACUCUUUUAUCUUGCUAGUAUUGUCACAUUUACACUGACAGUUGCAAUUGAAAAGAUAUGCACAAUUUUAUUAGAUCGAGAUCUUCGACCAGUCGUGAAAGGUCUUCUAUUCAAAACAGAUCGCAUUAUGCCGUACGAAAAUACGUGUACACGAAUGAAAAUGGGCAAUGUUUAG
Molecule: messenger RNA, 924 nt
Organism: Adineta ricciae
Lineage: Eukaryota; Metazoa; Rotifera; Eurotatoria; Adinetida; Adinetidae
Source: the annotation of a GenBank genome assembly